AUGCCCACUUGCCUGCUGCUCAGCUCCUGCUGUACAGCUCAGUUCCGAACAGGCCAUGGACUGGUACCAGUCUGUGGCGUCGUUGUUGGGGACCCUGAUCCCUGCUCUGGCCAGAGUCCAACGGCGGCAGCAGCACUGAGGGACCCGCCUCAGGGUGGUGUGACCUUUGAGACCAUUGCCCUGACCUUCACCUGGAAGAAAUGGAAGCUUCUUGAUGUGGCUCAGAGAUGCCUGGUUCAUACAGGAGAAAGGCCUUAUGAGUGCAGUGAAUGUGGGAAAUCUUUUACUUCUAGCUCUGCCCUCCAUUAUCAUCAGAGAGUUCACACUGGAGAGAAGACUCAUAAAUGUGGGGAAUGUGGGAAGUCUUUUACCUCUAGCUCUGGUCUGCGUUAUCAUCAGAGAAUUCACACAGGAGAAAGGCCAUAUGAAUGUACUGAUUGUGGAAAGUCUUUUACCCAAAUAAAUCACCUCAUUAUACACCGAAGAAUUCACACAGGAGAAAGGCCUUAUGAGUGCAGUGAAUGUGGGAAAUCCUUUAGCCAUAAAUCUUACCUAUCUCAACACCAGAGAGUUCACACUGGAGAAAGGCCUUUUGAAUGUAAUGAAUGUGGGAAAUCUUUUACCUCUGGUUCUGCCCUCUGUUAUCAUCAGAGAGUUCACACAGGAGAAAAACCUUAUGAGUGCAGUGACUGUGGGAAAUCCUUUACCAAUGGACCAAUACUCAUCCGACACCGUAGAGUUCACACAGGAGAAAGGCCUUAUGAGUGCAAUGAGUGUGGAAAAUCCUUUACCCAAAGAAAUCAUCUCAACAUACACCAGAGAGUUCACACAGGAGAAAGGCCUUAUGAGUGCAGCGAAUGUGGAAAAUCUUUUACCUCUGGCUCUGCCCUUCGUUAUCAUCAGAAAAUUCACAUUGGAGAAAGGCCUUAUGAGUGCAGCGAAUGUGAGAAGUCUUUUACCUCUAACUCUGCCCUCCGUUGUCAUCAGAGAGUUCACACAGGAGAAAGACCUUUUGACUGCAGUGAAUGUGGGAAAUCUUUUAGAGAUAGUUCCCAGUUGAAUCAACACCAGAGGGUUCACACUGGAGAAAAGCCUUAUGAAUGUACGGAUUGUGGGAGAUCCUUUAGCCAGAAUUCAUACCUCUCUAAACACCGGAGAAGAGUUCACACUGGAGAACGACCUUAUAAGUGCAGUGACUGUGGGAAAUCUUUUACCAAUAGCUCAAUACUCGUUCGACAUCGGAGAGUUCACACAGGAGAAAGGCCUCAUGAAUGUAGUGAUUGUGGAAAAUCCUUUACCCAAAGAAUUCACCUCAUUAUUCACCGGAGAGUUCACACAGGAGAAAGGCCUUAUGAAUGCAGUGAAUGUGGGAAGUCUUUCACCUCUCGUUCCACCCUUCAUUAUCAUCAGAGAGUUCACACAGGAGAAAAGCCGUAUGACUGCCUCAAAUGUGGGAAGUCUUUUAGCCGAAAAUCUAACCUCUCUCAGCAUCAGAGAAUUCACACUGGAAAAAGGCCUUAGAUGUAUAAGAAAUGUAUAGUUUCCUUGUUCAGUGUAAUGACACUGGGCCAAACUGUGAGACACUAAUUGCCUCACAAAUCCAAACACCAAGAGUAAAGAGAUUCUUCAUCAUAAUUUCAGUUACGUGGGAAGCACAUGUAACUGUGUUGCACACUAAUCUGCUCUUGAUAGAUUUACAUCACUUCCAGUUUCCUUCGCCAUAUUCAUUUCACCUCUAAUCUGGCAGGUUUCCACAGUAUGCAUCAGUCACUACCCCAGCAUGCUCAGGGAAGUGUACUCUGUUCUCUCAUUUGUUGGAGGAAAUUAGCAUUAGCCUAAACCCUUGGGAUGUCUUCAUUCCCUUUCUGAGCAGCUUGUGCCUGGGCCUGAUGCAGUAUUGGCCCAGAGAACAUCAAGAGUUCAUCUGGCAGCUUGCAGAGGAGGACCACCAUUUUCAGGAACGUGUUGGUCUGAAGAUACUAGUGAUUAAUUUUUCUAGCUUUCAAGUCACCAAUUAAGAAUUGCCAGCCAUUGCUGGCAGAUCUGCCUGACCAUUGCUUUGGUUUGUACAGUAACAAAGAUGUUACUGUUUAAAUCCUCCUUAAUCUUGGACGUUCCAUUUACCAUGUCAUGUGUUUUAUAAACAGAAUUGGGCUCUACAAGCAUGAAGAGGUGUGCAACUUUCAUGGGGGUUUCAAACUUUCUGUGCUUCAGAGGAGACAAUACAGAGGCAGAAGUUAGCUUACUAGUUUUUGCCAAAUUUGCAUUUAUGCCCAUGGCCUCCUGUGAAAGA
Odocoileus virginianus texanus is the source of this 2293-nucleotide messenger RNA. The record is from RefSeq and is a predicted model, not a curated record. Lineage: Eukaryota; Metazoa; Chordata; Mammalia; Artiodactyla; Cervidae.